Messenger RNA from Pectinophora gossypiella (pink bollworm), 963 nucleotides. RefSeq names its product essential MCU regulator, mitochondrial (gene EMRE). Bases 111 to 377 code for a protein of 88 amino acids. The record is from RefSeq and is a predicted model, not a curated record. Gene Ontology annotation, biological process: calcium import into the mitochondrion; mitochondrial calcium ion homeostasis. Gene Ontology annotation, cellular component: mitochondrial inner membrane; uniplex complex. NCBI's taxonomy places the organism in Eukaryota, Metazoa, Arthropoda, Insecta, Lepidoptera, Gelechiidae. The transcript has a single exon.
ACUAUACGUCAUAUUUUCGCAGUGACAGGUGAGAGACACUGCAACGAAUACGAUAGAAAAUUCUAAAAAUAAUUAAGGAAGAUACACUUUAGCUUAUAAUUGUGCGCAAAAUGACCGUGUUAAGGCUGUCCCGACUGGUUGCCCAGGGCAAGAGCCUUACCAGGCCGGGACAAGUAGUGCAACGAAGGACAGCGACGACUACUGAAACUGGAGCAAUUCUUCCCGAACCUGAGAAGCAGCCUUUUGGCCUCCUGGGAGUAGUGUGUGCUGUAGUACCGGGGUUGCUCAUCGGCGCUGCAAUUAGCAAAAAUAUCGCCAAUUUCCUCGAGGAGAACGAACUGUUCGUGCCUUCCGAUGACGACGACGAUGAUGACUAAGACCACCGCUUGUACCUGUUGUAGGAUAUUUUCAAAUAAUAAAUCUGUUAGUUUUGUUAUCACAGAUAAUGUUCUUCUAGACCUAACUCUAGAUGUAAAUGUAAGUUGGGUAUGUUAGUAAAACUCGUAAGUUAAUGUUUUCUAUUUAUUGUUAAAAAUAUUAUAGAAUUGUUACAAAAGCUACAUAUAAUGUAAUACAUUUUGUGCUCAAGCGCUCCAAUUCAAAUAUCGCACAAUUUGCCAAUUUAUUAAUUAAUUUUUAUUUUAUAUUAGUGGCAUUAUAAAAUCCUUUUUUUAUCUAUCACUUAUAUUUACAAGUUUUACACAGCAUCAAUCAUAAAUAUACAGCAUUUUAUAUACAGCUGAAUGUGUAGAAUUUUAAUAAAUAUAUAAAUGCAUUUAAUAAAAUGCACAAUAAAUACAUUGUCCUUAGAGUAACAACCAAAAUGCAAUCUCUGCUAUGCUAGUCAAAGGUUACUCAGUACUCUUCCCUUUAGCAAUAAAUAUAUAUUAAAAAUCUCAUCCUUCUCUUGUGCUUAAUAGUUUUAAAAGGAAAAGACAAAUAAAUGACUUGAAAAUGGCAUAA